CUGCCUCCAACCACAGCUGGUCGUCCAGGCAACCAGACUGUCACGGCAACCUCGCUGACGCUGAAGAAACUGGACUUCCUGCUGAAACUGGGCUGAAGGAAGGAAAGGAGCGUAAAUCUUCUGGAACAGACUCUUCAGAUCUCUAAUGCAAGACAGGACCUUAUAUCAUCCACCUUCCAAUGCAUUUAACGCGUCCAAAGUCCUCCAAAGGUCGAAGUAGACCCGCUGUAAGAAGCUCUCUAUUCGCAGAUGAGACGGACUACAGCACCCAGAGGCCUCCUGCGUCUCCAGACCCUCCUGCAUCUCCAGACCCUCCUGCGUCUCCAGACCCUCCUGCACACUACAGCAGGCCAGACAGAAACCUCCGCUGCCAGUCCCAACCCAUCAUGUGGCAGACCAGCCAGCUGAGCCAGGAUGAAGUCUUGCAGAUGCUGCAUGACGCCCCAGCAGCUCCACCACAGUCCUUAAACAAGUACAAGGUCCUUCCCUCCAUAGAGAAGAGACAGACAGAUGUGGGGAGUCUGGAUAAACACAUAUCAAAGCUCCACCUGUGUGAUGAUGCUGCCCUGCAGCAAAAGCACCCCCCUAGAGUGAAAACCUGCACCUCUGAGAGUGACCUAAAGGGUAAUGUAUGGCCAAAGUACCCUCCAGAUCCAGGACCAGUCGCAGCCAAAGAUGGAUCCACUGGUACUUUGCUCCUGGCAAUCAGAGCACCAUGUGGGAAGAGAUUUCAGCAGCACUUUGACUCCACAGACACCCUGCUGGCUGUGAAAUCCAGAGCUGAAGUGGAGUAUGGAGUCCAGUAUGGAGAGGUUUCCAUCGAGACCAUGGAUGUGCCUCGGAGAACCUUCACAGACAUGGGGAUGACUUUGUUGCAGUGUGGCAUCAUGAACAGAUCGGUGCUGUGCAUCUCUCAGAGCGACAGCGAGGUGGAGAGAGUCUAACUUCAAAUGUGGAGUGUUGAUCAUUUAAAGUCUGACUAGAAUUAAAAUCAUGCUUUGUGAUUCUUUCUUGA
Messenger RNA from Notolabrus celidotus (New Zealand spotty), 1015 nucleotides. It is a transcript of the gene ubxn10, whose product is annotated as UBX domain protein 10. Gene Ontology annotation, molecular function: protein binding. The record is from RefSeq and is a predicted model, not a curated record. Lineage: Eukaryota; Metazoa; Chordata; Actinopteri; Labriformes; Labridae. The coding region runs from base 180 to 944 and encodes 254 amino acids. The transcript has 2 exons.